Numida meleagris (helmeted guineafowl) is the source of this 3235-nucleotide messenger RNA. RefSeq lists its product as uncharacterized. The coding region runs from base 1 to 1923 and encodes 640 amino acids. Gene Ontology annotation, biological process: viral process. The record is from RefSeq and is a predicted model, not a curated record. The transcript is spliced from 3 exons. NCBI's taxonomy places the organism in Eukaryota, Metazoa, Chordata, Aves, Galliformes, Numididae. Gene Ontology annotation, molecular function: zinc ion binding; nucleic acid binding.
AUGGCUCUUGCCCAAAGAGCCAUAUCGGUUAGGAAGUCUGCUGAGUUAAAGACCUGGGGACUAAUCCUCGGCGCUUUAAAAGCCGCCAGAGAGGAAAAGCAGUUUUCCGAUACCGUGCGUGGGCUCCUCGGUCUUGGGCAGGAUCCAGGAAAUUCCUUAGGGGAUUCCUUGGAUCCGGGAGGCCCUGGCAGGCCGGGAGAAAGUGUCUCUUGCAGGAAUCCAGAGGACGGCUUAUCGGUCCAGGAAGCGCCGCCGCUGCCGUUCACCGAUUCCCGUGAUGCGGCUCGGGUCGAGCAGUCGCCGGCCCCGGCCCCGGCGCCGCCGCUGCCGUCGCAGCCGGCCCCGGCCCCGGCGUUGCCGCCAGCGACGGCUUCGGCUCGGCCGCUGGCUCCAGUCCCGGCGCCGGCUCCAGCUUUGCCACAGGUCCGGGCUCCGUUCCUAGCCCCAGAGAGAGCAGACCCCCUCCACAGCGCCGCGGCCAAGAUGGCGCCGGCCACGCCCCUCGCUUCUGCUUCGGGCGCCACCCAACAGAUGCCAAUCACCGCUGAGGAAUGCGCAGGGGGCGUGUCGCAACACCCACCGUCGUCUUCGCCAAUCAUCGCGCGAGAGACUCUCGAGACUCCUCCUCUGUAUCCGCCUCCCUAUCCACGUCAAUCUUUGUACCCUUCGUUGCAUGAUGUUUCAGGGGCGGAGAUCGGAGAAUGUUGUAUCCACCCCCCAAGGGGCGGUCCGUCCGCGCCCCUUGGUCCGCCCGAAGGAGGGGUUACAUCGGAAAAGCCAAUGAUGCAAGGGGGCGGGAUCGAUGGGCGUGCACGGAUCGAGGGGGGAGGAGAGAGUGGGCGUAUUCAAGGCGGGUCCAGUGGGCGUGUUCGGAUUGCUGAUUGGGCCAAGAUAGCAGAAACAUUAGAUGAGAAGGGCCUAUCAGAAGUGGUUCAUGUGUUUCCGGUUGCAAUGCAAGAUGACGGGGAAGCGAGAUGGGUUCCGCUGGAUGCGAAAGGGGUGGCGCGGUUGGUGGAUGCUGUGGAGAAAAAGGGGCUAAGAUCGCCUCUUACUUUAAACGCCCUGGAAUCUUUAACAGCACCGGGACCGUUGCUCCCCCAUGAUAUUGAAAAUCUUAUGCUCAUGAUUCUUGAGCCAGUGCAAUACACCCUCUGGAAGGAGGAGUGGAGCACUCAGCUCAAGACGGUGCUGGCAGCAGCGGAAAAUGAUCUGCUUCACCCUGCGUUUGGUGGUAAUUUACACAGGCUCAUGGGUACCACUCCAGGAAUGGGCGGGACCCCCCAUGGUCAGCUUGCAUUGCUGCGACCGGGUGAAGUGUUAGUAACUUCUGAAGCAGCUAUUGCUGCGUUCAGGAAGUUUGCUCGCACUGCAGCCCCUGCGAGCCCAUGGACAGAGAUAGAGCAGGGCCCAAAUGAAUCGUUUCAGGACUUUGCUAACAGAUUGAUGAAAGCCGUGGAAGGCUCGGACCUACCUAGGGCGGUGCAUAAUCCAGUGAUUGUGGACUGCCUUAGGCAGAAGUCCCAUGAGAGUGUGAGGGAUAUUUUGCGAUCAGCCCCUGGAAAAUUAACUACACCGGCAGAGAUUAUUAAGUAUGUUGUGGAUAAGCAUAAGUCUGCACCUCUGACGAAUGAAGGGCUUGCAGCAGCCAUUGUGGCAGCGACAGGCUUCUCUAGAGGUCCUUGUUAUCGCUGUGGUGAAUACGAUCAUAUUAAGGCACAGUGUGGUGCCAGAAAAAAUAAUGAUGUUAUUUGUCAGCUGUGUGGGAAGAGGGGGCAUACUGCACGGCAGUGCAGAAAGCUGAGAGUUCAGAGUCAGGGAAACGAGAGGGGGAGGGAGCCACGGGCCCGAUGUCCCUCCCGUGUAUCGGAGAACGGGCCUGUGACCAACCCACCAGUGUCGACUCCUCCCCUGAGGUUUCUCUGAUUCCGAAUGAACAGACACUUACCUGGCCGGGUGGGAGGCUUCCUUCCCACCUCCUCGUUUGGAAUGUGCCCUGUUGGGUCUCUAUGCUCAGCAUGCAACUGGGGAGAAUUGCUGAAAACAGUGGCUCUUGGUUCACUAAUGCUGCCUUUUGGCUGCGUGUGUCUUCCACCCAAAGUCACGGAGAAUCAUGGUUGUGUUUCUUGUGGCUGACCUGUCCUGAUUCCCAUCACAGAGAACUGACUGCACGUGGAGAAGAAUCUGGGCUCCGUGUGCUGGUUUGGCACAGAGAGGAAGGAAAAAGGUUGCCACGCUUUGCAUAACACGUAGAUAAAUUCUGCCGACAAGCUGCACGGGGCAGGAGGUCACCCUUCUUCAAGGCUGCAUCACUCUUUGUUUCCAGGCUUCAGCUGGCUGUAAAAAAGAGUGGAGCAGAGGCCGCCUCAGGCAGGAGAGCUGCAGGAGAGUGCGGGAUCAGCAGAGGUGCAGGGGGCUCUGCCAGCAGGCUGCUGCAGAGGCAGGAGACGCUUCCUCCCUCCACGCUGCCGAACCAGGAGCCAGGCACAUGGCAGCAAGAUGGCAAAGAAGCCUUCUGAGCCUUCUGCCAGCGUGCUCCCGCCGUGUGCGGGCAGCUCCAGCAGGAUGAAGAUGACGGGCUGCCGGGAACCAGCUCCUCCAGCCCAGCCCAGCAUUACACUUCCUGUGACGGAAGGCUCUAAGAGCGCACUGCAGGUAGCGGUCGCAGCUGUGCCGAGCUGCAGAUCCCUGCAAAGCCCUUGGGGAGCCUUCGUUUUCCCAUUUCUGCCGGCUCCUUCAGCUCCUCGUCAGGGACCAUGAGGAAGCUGGAGCUCUGCUUUGAGGGAGGAAUUGGAGCUGCAACAAGAGCACUUACCAAGGCCCAGGAUGCCUGCUCUGUCCAAGUGUGGUUCCUGCGAUGCCUGCCAUCUCUGCCAGCCACGCACGGUCCCGGUGCUGAAGCUGGUACCCACACUGCUCCCUCCAACAACAGGAACUCCAUGGGGACAAGGGGAACAGGAGGGCACCUGAAAGGCCUCACCUUUCCCAAAGGGCUUUGGAGAGCCCAUGCCUGCAGCAGGGACCUUAGUGCCAGGAGUUCCGCAAAAGUGGAUGUGCUUGCAGUUGGAGCCAGGGAAUUUUGUACCACGUUACACUGGCAGCCCCAAGGAGGAGAUUAGUGUUCUUCCUCUGAAACAGGAAAUUGUAUCAAUUUUAUUAUGUUCUUCCACUGAAACAGAGGAAAUUGUAUUGGUUUUACUAAUAGCAUUAAGACCACAUUAAACUCCACUGGAACAGC